AUGUGUAGGUUACCAUCGAGACCGAUUUACUCUUUGUUGUCAGUAUCCUCCCUUGCAGGAACGUUACCUCAAAAGAUAGGAAGACCAACAGUUUUGUCAACGAAUAAGCUUACAAACAUACUAGCUACAACUGUACGAAAAUACAGUAGCGAUACAAAGUCAAUAGAAAAUGCACUUACAGGGAAGGAAUUUCGGUCUCGAAGAGCAGUUUUUUACGUUCCCGGCGGCGAAGAACGUAAAAUAAAAUCAUCAUUAAAAUUAAAAGCUGACUGCAUUGUUUAUGACCUUGAAGAUGGUGUUGCGUUCAAUCGAAAGGGAGUUGCUAGGGAGAUGGUGUUUGACACGUUAGAGGCUUCAGAAUUGGGCAGGUUUGAGCGGGCUGUCAGGAUUAAUUCAGUAGGAUCCGGUCUUGAAUUAGAUGAUCUGAACGUCAUAUUAAGAUCGACGCAUCUUCAAGCAAUAGUUAUUCCAAAAGUACAGUCUGCCAAAGAUAUCCAAUUUGUCAGUCGUAUGAUUGACUCUGUUGCAAAGGAGACAACGCGAGCUAGUAUUCGUUUAAUUGGUUCGAUUGAGAGCGCAUUGGGCAUUAUGAAUUUGAAGGAGAUUGCGACAUCCGAUGGACGAUUAGAUGCCCUUAUUUUCGCUGCAGAAGAUUAUUGCGCUGAUCUAGGGCUUACAAGAACGUCAUCGCGGAAGGAGUUUUUAUAUGCACGGCAAGCAAUCGUAACCGCUGCAUGUGCUUAUGGCUUACAAGCAAUCGAUUUGGUUUGUCUUGAUUAUAAGAAUGACGCGAUUCUUGCAGAGGAAUGCCAAGAAGGUAGAGAAAUGGGAUUUGUAGGAAAGCAAGCUAUACAUCCUCAGCAGGUUGAUAUAAUACACAAGACUUUCUUGCCGGACAAAAAAGACAUAAACAGAGCAGUCAAGAUCUUGAACGGAUACAAAGAACAUUCCGAAAAGGGCAUUGGCGUGUUCAGUUUGGACGGCAAGAUGAUUGAUCUCCCAAUGGUAAAAUGGGCGCAGAGAAUGAUUUCAAGAGUGAAAGCAGUUGACAUGCCCAUUCCCGAUGUCGAGACAACAAUAAAUAGUGGUAAAGCAUAG
This is a messenger RNA of Paraglomus occultum, 1098 nucleotides long. The record is from the annotation of a GenBank genome assembly. NCBI's taxonomy places the organism in Eukaryota, Fungi, Glomeromycota, Glomeromycetes, Paraglomerales, Paraglomeraceae.